This is a messenger RNA of Microthlaspi erraticum, 1494 nucleotides long. NCBI's taxonomy places the organism in Eukaryota, Viridiplantae, Streptophyta, Magnoliopsida, Brassicales, Brassicaceae. The record is from the annotation of a GenBank genome assembly.
AUGGAUUUCCCACUAGACAAGACGUUCUUCACUUCUGAAAGAAACGCCUCGAUCUUCAACAAAGUCCUUGAAUCUACAGCUCAGAAUCUCCGGUUCUUGACAAGAUCCAUGCCUAAACCGGUAUUCAUAUUCAAACCGCUCCACGAGUCUCACGUCCAAGCUUCCAUCAUCUGUUCCAAGAAACUCCGAGUUCAUCUCCGUGUCAGAAGCGGUGGUCACGACUACGAGGGUUUGUCUUACGUCUCGCAUAUCGAAAACCCGUUUAUGUUGAUUGACCUCUCAAAGCUGAGACAGGUCAACGUUGAUAUUGAAGACAAUAGUGCUUGGGUUCAAGCUGGUGCUACACUUGGUGAAUUUUACUACAGGAUUGCAGAGAAGAGCAAAGUCCAUGGGUUUCCGGCGGGUUUGUGCUCGACCGUUGGCAUAGGAGGGCACAUAACAGGCGGUGGAUACGGUACCUUGAUGAGGAAGUUUGGUCUUGCUGCAGACAACGUGCUAGACGCAAAGAUGGUUGAUGCCAACGGUAAAUUGAUUAGCAGAACCGCGAUGGGCGAGGAUCUGUUUUGGGCGAUCAGAGGAGGCGGUGGAGGGAGUUUUGGGGUAAUUCUAGCAUGGAAGAUCAAGCUUGUUCCCGUUCCUCAGACUGUAACUGUCUUUACCGUUACCAAAACGUUAGAACAAGACUCAGGGAACAAGAUUCUUUCCAAGUGGCAACUAGUUGCGGACAAGCUUGUUGAAGAGUUAUUCAUCAGAGCGAUCUUUAACACAGCUGGAAACAAGACUGUCACGACGUCGUACAAUGCCCUGUUUCUUGGGAACAAAGGCAUGUUGAUGAAUGUUAUGAAGGAGAGUUUUCCCGAGCUAGGGCUAACAAGGAAAGAUUGUGUCGAAAUGAGCUGGAUCGAGUCCGUUGUGUCCAUUUCUGGAUUCCCGAGCGGCACUCCUACUAAUGUUUUGCUUCAAAGGAAGUCGUCUUUCGCAAAACUCAGCUUAAAAGCCAAAUCCGAUUUCGUCAAGAAUCCGAUUCCCGAGUCAGGCCUCAUCGGGAUGUUCAACAUGUUGCUCAAAGAUGACUCGCAAAUGAUGAUAUGGACUCCUUACGGAGGAAUGAUGGCUCAGAUCUCUGAAUCUCAAAUCCCUUUCCCGCAUAGAAAAGGAGUCAUCUUCAAGAUCCAGUACCAAACAGGCUGGCGAGAAAGCGAGCAGAGACCGAUCACGCAUAUCAAGUGGAUAAGAGAUAUGUACAGUUACAUGAUGCCGUAUGUCUCAAGCAAUCCACGACAAGCUUAUGUAAACUACAGAGACCUUGACCUGGGAAAGAACACGAAAGACGACGCAGAGAUGAGCUUUAAACGAGCUCAAGUCUGGGGAGCAAACUACUUCAAAGACAAUUUCAACAGAUUGGUGAAGGUUAAAUCAAAGGUUGAUCCAGAUAACUUCUUUAGACAUGAACAGAGCAUCCCAACUCUGCCUGUUCUAAGCUUUAGCUCGUGA